Molecule: messenger RNA, 1365 nt
Organism: Capsella rubella
Lineage: Eukaryota; Viridiplantae; Streptophyta; Magnoliopsida; Brassicales; Brassicaceae
Product: serine acetyltransferase 1, chloroplastic
Exons: 1
Coding region: 226-1152 (308 amino acids)
Cellular component (GO): cytoplasm; cytosol
Molecular function (GO): L-serine O-acetyltransferase activity
Source: RefSeq, a predicted model, not a curated record
UCGAAUAGUUAUUAAUCUCAUCUCUCUAACUAGAUUACAUAUUAAAGAAUUACAAAAAAAAAACAGUUUAGAGAGUGCUAAUUUUGUAAUUAAGAUGUUUUGGGUCAGAGUCAAAGGUCACGACCAUAUCUCUCUCUCUCUCUCUCUGGCUAUAUAUAUAAACAAAGCUCUGUUUAUCUUCUCCACUCAACCAUUCUUUCUUCCCAACCCACAAAAGGCAAAACCAUGGCGACGUGCAUCGACACAUGCCGAACCGGAAAUAACCAAGAAGACGAUUGCCGGUUCUAUUGCAUCAAGAAUUUCCUCCGACCCGGUUACUCUCUAAACCGGAAGAUCCACACCCAAACCGAAGAUGACGUCUGGAGCAAGAUGCUUGAAGAAGCCAAAUCCGAUGUGGAGCAAGAACCCAUUUUGUCAGACUACUACUACGCUUCCAUCACAUCUCAUCCAUCAUUAGAUUCUGCUUUAGCUCACGUCCUCUCCGUAAAGCUCUGUAGUUCGAACCUCCCGAGCAACACUCUCUUCGAACUCUUCAUCAGCGUUUUAGAGGAAAGCCCUGAGAUCAUCGAAUCGACGAAGCAAGAUCUGAUUGCAGUUAGAGAAAGAGACCCGGCUUGCAUCAGCUACGUUCACUGCUUCUUGGGUUUCAAAGGCUUCCUCGCUUGUCAAGCUCAUCGCAUAGCUCACGCGCUCUGGAAACAGAGGAGAAAAAUCGUUGCUUUAUUGGUCCAGAACAGAGUAUCCGAAGCUUUCGCCGUCGAUGUUCACCCCGGAGCCGAGAUCGGAAAAGGGAUUCUGUUAGACCACGCGACGGGCGUUGUGAUCGGAGAGACGGCGGUGGUUGGUGACAACGUUUCGAUUCUACACGGCGUGACGUUGGGCGGAACAGGGAAACAGAGCGGUGAUCGGCACCCGAAGAUCGGCGACGGAGUACUGAUCGGAGCUGGGACUUGUAUAUUGGGGAAUAUUACGAUCGGAGAGGGGGCUAAGAUAGGAUCAGGGUCGGUGGUGGUUAAGGACGUGCCGCCGCGUACGACGGCCGUUGGGAACCCGGCGAGACUGAUUGGUGGGAAAGAGAAUCCGAGAAAACUUGAUAAGGUACCUGGUUUGACCAUGGACCAGACAUCGCAUGUGUCUGAUUAUGUCAUCUAACCAAAGUGUGUUGUUGUAAUAGCUUCUGCUGUUUCUUCUUCUUAUUAGAAAGGUCAGUCGUGUGUAAUGUAAUUGAUGAAGAACCAAAUCACACUUCCGUCUUGGUAUGUUUUAUGCAAUUUGAUUUCGUCUCCCGGUUUAAUGUCUUGUUAACCGGUUGAGCAAUUUAGGGUUUUCAACUAAUCAAUCAAGAACAUUCAUAUUUAUUCUUCA